AUGGCUUAUGUGGGCUCUGUGUGCAAUGUGAUCAUCGUGCUUUCCGGAGUACUUCUGAAGGCUGAUGCCACAAAAUGCAAGUACCACAUUUCCCCCACGCUGCCCGCUCGGCUGGAUGUUUCAGAUGGCUUCCUAGAUUCUGGCAACGUCAGCGAGACAAAUCCGACGAUACAACUGUGUGACCCCAUGUUUCGGCAGUGCAUGACCAUCUGGCAGUAUGAUCCGAUCACCAACGACACGUCCGUAUUGUUACAAGCAUCAUAUCGUGAUACUCGCAGUUGUUUUCGAACUCUGUUUGCUUUUGUGUUGGUUGAAUCCUUUUUGUGUACAGGCUGCUGGAAAAGCAACGGCAACGAUUGCGAGCCAGAGGAAUGCGUCGCCCAUAGCGACAUCAAGAAGGAAUUUUUCUUGCACAGCCGCUAUUGUUGCUGUUCAAAGUUGCUGUGCAACGAAAACUUUUCCUACGUGUAUUUGCCUGAUAAGACGGACGAUAUCGAACUGCUGCUUGUAGAUAAGACGAAUGGCAGUGACGUCGUGGCAUCAGUGGCCGUAUGCUGUGUGCUGUUGCUGCUAGCAUUCGUGGUCGCCUUCUACCUGGUGUACCGAUUCGGCUUCAACGUGCAUAAGCCGUUCUACAAGAUCUUCGCUGAUCCGGUAUCAGCCAUGGACUCGACCGAUGCUGACUCGGUCAUGGCACAGAAGCUGUUCUUCCAUAAGCAGCUGUCGCAGAAAACGCAGUUCGACUCGAACGACAUCGUUAUUACGGACCUGAUCGCUCGUGGAAGAUACAGCACCGUUUGGCGGGCGAUACACAAGUCGACCAAUACCGAGUUGUCGAUCAAGAUCUACGAGCAGCCGUACGGCUACUACUACUACAACGAGAGCGUGAUAUUCACGCUACCGUUUAUGAACCAUGACAACAUCGUGCCGUUCUUCGGUAUCUCUGAGCAGAUAUCCAAUCCGCUCAAGUACUGCCUGGCUACGUUGUAUAUGCCCGGAGGUUCUUUGCAAGACUUUCUGAAGGUGCGCACGUACGACUGGCCAGCUAUGAGGUUGACGGCAGUGAAAUCGUGGUUCGCAAAUUCGUACAAACCCGUGGUCGUGCAUCGUGAUCUGAACAGUCGUAAUAUUUUGAUGAAACAAGACGGCACGUGUUGCCUGUGUGACUUCGGAUUCGCCUAUGCACUGAAUGCUUUCAAAGACAAAGGUCUGAGCGACGAAGAUGUGUCCAUCGCCGAAGUCGGAACGGUGCGAUAUAUGGCUCCCGAGUUGUUGGAAGGCGCUGCGAAUCUGACAGACCCGCAGACGACUCUGCAGCAAGUCGACGUUUACGCGUUAGGUCUUGUGUUUUGGGAGAUCAUGACCAGGUGCAGCGAUAUAUACUCAUUGACUGGUCAUAUGGUUCCUGAAUACCGGAUGCCUUACGAGAAGGAAGUGGCAUUUCAUCCAACCCUAGAGCAGAUGCAGUUGUUGGUGUGCAAGAAGAAGCAUCGACCAGCGUUUCCUAUAGUCAUGUGUCGGCAGACGUCAGGGCCUCUUAGAGCAUUACGCGAGCUUAUCGAGGACUGUUGGGACCAGGACUGCGAUGCACGGAUUACCUCUAUCUGUGCUCAAGAACGGUUGAUCGAAUUAUGCAGCGAUUCAAGAAGUUUGAUUCCGAAUGGCAAGGGUCGAGGUUCGCCAACGAAGCAGAGGAUUUUUUCAGGCCAGUUCCAGACGAAUGGAUUUGGACAGUUGGUGCGUAGCAACGUUAGCUCGCAGGAGCUGAGGCGCCCAUUUUACCCGGGAGAAAGCUCAGCAGACACCAGUCGUACGGGUACAUCGGGCAUCGGCUCGCUUAGCCUAAUCAGUACUGAUCGUGGUCGAAGCUCCAACUCGUCGUCGUUAGGUUACCAAACGAAUCGCUCUGAUUCGCCGUAUUACGGUCGCAACGUCCGCUUGGAUCACAACACGUUGAGCGAGAUGUCCGGCGAAAUGACCGAUGAUCACAUGCGCGCCAGCGAUUUCCUUCCAAAGAUUGGCGAUGGUCAGUUCUGUAAAUUAGCGCCCACCGACGUAGCGUCCGGCUUUCCGUGCAAGCGCGAUUCGCAGCACCACGACGUUGGUUACCUGUCGACCUACAAUGACAAAGUGGUUGAAAAUAAGUCUGCUCGCCUGUUCUGCCCAGAUGCGGCACAGGAUGAUCUCUUUGCCACGUUGCUGCUCAAAUGUGGCACUGGCAAGGCUAGUGCCACCUGCAUGACCAAAGAUGUGCCCCUCCCAAACGUGACGGUCACCACGGACAUGAUGUCCCGUUUGGUGGCCGACUGCUCUGACUCCGGCGGCAAGAAGCUCGGUGCCGCAAGAAAAGGCGCCCAUUUGCAGCUGUUUUCCAACCUUAACACGGUGAAGCCCGUCGGCGGCACCUGA
Soboliphyme baturini is the source of this 2409-nucleotide messenger RNA. Lineage: Eukaryota; Metazoa; Nematoda; Enoplea; Dioctophymatida; Soboliphymatidae. The record is from the annotation of a GenBank genome assembly.